Molecule: messenger RNA, 1770 nt
Organism: Chinchilla lanigera (long-tailed chinchilla)
Lineage: Eukaryota; Metazoa; Chordata; Mammalia; Rodentia; Chinchillidae
Gene: Cdkl4
Product: cyclin-dependent kinase-like 4
Exons: 11
Coding region: 303-1412 (369 amino acids)
Biological process (GO): protein phosphorylation
Cellular component (GO): nucleus
Molecular function (GO): cyclin-dependent protein serine/threonine kinase activity; ATP binding
Source: RefSeq, a predicted model, not a curated record
UGCUGGACUUUCUUUCCGACUGGAUGGCAAAACUGUCUUCUUCCCAAUCAGCCCCGGAAUCAUACAGUACUCCCUGAGGUAUGAAAAUGGCAUUAAGACCCGCAGCACAUGGACAGCGGCUGGUCCCGGAGAGUUGGCAGAGAAGUGUGUCCGCAGUACGUUAAGACGAAGUAACGACGGGGUAUGGACUAGUUAAUAUCUCCAUCUACGUGAGCUUGAUUUUCUGCUCUUGAUGCCGUGGGAAGGGACGGUGCGUACACUGCAAGCCAAGCAGUACAGUAAUUUAAGUCACUUGAACCAUAAUGGAAAAGUAUGAAAAAUUAGCUAAAAUCGGAGAAGGGUCUUAUGGGGUGGUAUUCAAAUGCAGAAAUAAAUCCUCUGGCCAAGUAGUAGCUAUUAAAAAAUUCAUGGAAUCUGAAGAUGAUCCCGUGGUUAAGAAGAUAGCACUAAGAGAAAUACGCAUGUUGAAGAGUUUCACUGAGUUGUCCGUGCUGGUUGGGCUCAAACUGGCCAUCCUCCUGUCUCAGCCUCCGGAGCAACUGGGAUCACAGCAAUUAAAACAUCCAAACCUCGUGAACCUCAUUGAGGUGUUCAGGAGAAAAAGGAAAAUGCACUUAGUGUUUGAAUACUGUGAUCAUACACUUUUAAAUGAGCUAGAAAGAAGCCCACACGGAGUGGCUGAUGGAAUGAUCAAAAGUGUGUUAUGGCAAACCCUUCAAGCUCUGAAUUUCUGCCAUAAACAUAACUGUAUUCAUAGAGAUGUAAAACCUGAAAACAUUCUAAUAACUAAGCAAGGAAUAAUCAAGAUCUGUGACUUUGGAUUUGCAAGAAUUCUGAUUCCAGGAGAUGCCUACACUGACUACGUCGCCACCAGGUGGUACCGAGCUCCCGAGCUGCUCGUGGGGGACACACAGUACGGUUCUUCAGUCGACGUCUGGGCUGCUGGCUGCGUUUUUGCUGAGCUCCUGACUGGCCAGCCGCUCUGGCCUGGAAAAUCCGAUGUGGACCAACUUUAUCUGAUAAUCAGAACACUGGGAAAGCUAAUCCCAAGGCAUCAAUCUAUCUUUAAAAGUAACCAGUUUUUCCACGGCAUCAGCAUACCUGAACCUGAAGACAUGGAAACUCUUGAGGAAAAGUUCUCAGAUGCUUGUCCUGAUGCUUUGAAUUUCAUGAAGGGGUGUCUGAAGAUGAACCCCGAUGACAGAUUAACCUGCGCCCAACUCCUGGAGAGCCCCUACUUUGAUUCUUUCCGAGAGGAUCAAGUGAAAAGAAAAGCACGCAAUGAGGGAAAGAGCAGAAGGCGUCAGCAGAAUCAACUGUUGCCUCUCAUACCAGGAAGCCACAUCUCCCCCACACCUGACGGAAGAAAACAAGUCCUCCAGUUAAAAUUUGACCAUCUUCCAAACAUUUAGCGAAAUGUUCUCUCAAGUGUGAAGUAACUUAAUAUGUACAUAUUUUUGUACAAGAAAGAUAGGAAUUCAGUGGUUCAAAUGCAAAUGAGCCGUAUGAAAAUUAAGAUGCCUUCUAGAAUUGUUUUGCUCUGAUCACUGCUGAUCCCUCUCCCUGUGCUUUUUCCGUGCCAGCUUUAUCUUUUAGAACAUUUUCUUUCAAUGUUGCCAGGCCUGGAACUGCACAUAUGGAGGAGACAUUUUCAAUUUCAUCACAGAAGACCCUCCUUAAGCAAUUUACACUGAGAAUUUGUGGGCUUAUAAUUCGAUGUAUGAAAAGAUUUGUAUGUCCCAUCUUGCUUCAGCCGACCCCAUCGUACCU